Stylophora pistillata is the source of this 1418-nucleotide messenger RNA. RefSeq names its product zinc finger protein 593. The record is from RefSeq and is a predicted model, not a curated record. Gene Ontology annotation, molecular function: nucleic acid binding; zinc ion binding. NCBI's taxonomy places the organism in Eukaryota, Metazoa, Cnidaria, Anthozoa, Scleractinia, Pocilloporidae.
UUGGGGAACGCCUGGAAUAUUCUACCUUCGUCGGCCAUUUUCAUCCGUAUUUGCGCGACGGUACGUGUAUUCUUGCCAGUUAUUUUGCAGCUCCUUCUUUGAUUUUUAUCGGAACCACACGUCACGAAAGAUUUUUAAAAAAUGGGUCGCUUACGAAGAAAACGAAUGCACAAGAACGACAAACAUCUAAAGAAGAAGUAUCGAACCAGAAGGCGAACAAAAGACUUAGAUCAAAUUCACGAGGACAUGCAACCAAUGAAUGCUGCUAAAUUAAAAUCACAAGAGUGUGACAUGGAUUUACCAGGUGCUGGACGAUAUUACUGUAUACAAUGCACAUCAGGACAAUGGAUCAAAGCGAGGUGUCACUGUGGGAAUGGGGUAAGUAUUGUACAUAAAUUGAUUGUACCACCAUCAGUAGAGAUAAAAUUGAUGUUAGACCCAAGCUUCUUGCACGGCUGUGUCCACUUUGCAUGUCAAGGCACCAGCAGAAAGAAAGAAACUUGUAACACUUAUGCUUAUUUAUUUACCGUUCGUAUUUUCAGAGUGAAAAUGUUAAGAGAAGUGCCUUACACAACGGAAGAAGCUGAGAGAGCUGCAGGAAUGGGAUCAUACACACUCACAUCCACCAAGCCUCAGUUACCAGUCAAUGAAGAUGAGGAAAUGACAAACACAGAAAGAGCUGACAGGCUGGCACCUAAUCACUUAGUGAUAAUGAAGUGAUCUUCAAAAUAAAUUUCUGUAAUUUCUACUUGCAGACGAUCCGUGUUACUAUUUGCUUAUGUUGCUGCAAAUGGAAGAAAAUGUGAAAAUCCCCUUUGACCGUAACUUACUUUGAUCGUGUGAAUACAUUAAUUCGAGAUGAAAAAGGUGAAAAACUCUUAAAUGCAAGAAUAAUGGAAAAGAACACUAAAUAAAGAUUCUGAAGAAGUUUUUGUAGCAAAAUUCCCCUUUUUACCCCUCUUGAUAUUUUAAUAUUUUAUGCAGGCAUUACACGUUUUGCUGUUCAUUUACGCAAAACAUACAUUCAUUUACCUUAGUAGUUGAAACUAUACGGCAAUAUACGUUCAUUUGCACUUCCAUGAACGUCAUUAACGAGAACAAACUUUCAAUAACACUCUUUGCAUUUGUAUUAACAUUCAAUAUCAUCAAUUGAUGAACAAUUGCACCUUUGGACAAUCAAAGAUAACUAUACUUUCAAUCUCGCGCAAUGGUUAAUCAUUAACACCAAUAGAAAAUCAAUUGCAAAGUUUGACAAUUAAUGGCGUAUUUGAGACAUUCGAUAAUGCAAUUUACAUAGAGACGCACAAUUGCACCUUUAUUACUGACAAUCGUUUAUUCGAAAUGGUCAAUCAUUAACGUGAACUAACAAACGUGUGUAGUAAUAACAAUCAACAAGGGAAAAAGAAAUUUCAAAAUUA